GCAUUACAUUUAUAUACAUAUAUGGACCAGAAUCAUUCUCUCUCUAUAAUUGAUUGUGAUAAUUCUUAUCUCCUUUAUGAUAAAAGCUAGGGAACCCAUUUUACUAUCUUUCUUUACCACUGAUGUUUAUAUGAGUACAUACUUGUUCGAAACAUGAAUUUUGUUGCACGUCGAAACCAAACGCAGCAACGUCUAGUUCCAGAACAAGAAUAGUUUCUUUAAAAUGAGUCAGUGCGUUCCCAGUUGGGAUCUGGAAGAUAAUCAUGCCGCAACGCACCACUCGCUCCGCUCUAACUCCAACCUCUCUGCUCCCGAGGGUCACAUGUCGGAGUAUGAAGUGGCAGAAUUGACAUGGGAAAAUGGCCAACUAGCCAUGCGUAGUUUGGGUCCGACACGUGUACCGGCUAAGCCAUUGAUUUCCAACUCUCCUUCUAAGUACACUCCUUGGGAUAAACCACGGGCUAAUGGCACCUUGGAGUCCAUAGUGAGCCAGGCCACUCGCGUGCCGUAUCUUAAGGUUUCUCUUAACGGCGGUGGGAAUGAAAUUGUAUCCUGUUUGGACAACCACCGUUCUGCGGCGGAUGCUUUGGUCCCUUGCUCGAAAAGGUCGACGGAGGACCGGAACUCACAAGUCAUGGAAUCCAUAUCAGGACUCGUAGGAUCUCGCUUGGUGGGAUCCUGUAGAGUGCCGGCUGACACUCGACAUGAACAAGUAAUUGUUACCGGGAAACGGACACGGGAGGCGACGGAUGUUCCCGUAACACCUGAGUGGAGCGGCAAGGAACAAAGUGCAAGCGCCAGUGCCACGUUCGGGCGAGAUAGCCAAUACGUUACUUUCGAUACGUAUGACAAAGAUUUGGGCGUGGGUUUUACUUCUACUUCCCUCGGUUCCUGGGAAAACACGGGCUCGACGAGGCACUGUACCAAGGCCACCACGACGGUCGAUGAUCAUGACUCUGUUUGUCACAGUAGAGCCCAAAGGGAGGAAAUUGAAGAAGACAAGAAGGAAACUGGGAAAUCUUCAGCUUCAAAUAAAAGGAGCAGAGCUGCUGCUACCCAUAGCCAGUCCGAACGUAAAAGAAGGGAUAAGAUCAACCAAAGGAUGAAGACGUUACAGAAGCUGGUUCCAAAUUCCAGCAAGACGGACAAAGCUUCAAUGUUAGACGAAGUGAUUGACUACCUGAAACAACUGCAAGCACAAGUUCAAAUGAUGAACAGAAUGAACAUACCGCCAAUGCUGUUGCCGAUGGCAAUGCAACAGCAACUCCAAAUGUCGAUGAUGGCACCGGCGAUGGGGAUGGGGAUGGGCAUGGGCAUGGGCAUGGGCAUGGGCAUGGGUGUGAUGGAUAUGAACACUAUGGGGCGUCCCAACAUCGCCGGCAUCUCGCCCGUUAUGCCUAAUCCUUUCAUGAACAUGACUUCCUGGGACGGCUCAGGCGAACGGCUACAACGAGCGGCCUCUGCUGCAGUUGCAAAGUCGGACCCUCUUUCUGCAUUCAUGGCGUGCCAAUCACAGCCGAUGACCAUGGAUGCUUACAGCCGGCUGGCUGCUAUGUAUCAGCAAAUGCAACAACCACCUGCUUCUGGUUCUAAGAGCUAAGCUUCAAGCCAUUACUUUCAGCUACGUUUUUAUAUAUCAAAACAAAACCUGGGUUUCAAUUCUUACACUUGCACAGGGUUUUUGGAUUGUAGUUCGGUUGCUUCAAUUGUUCUCUUUGAAUCUGUAAUAUCAAUAUCAGUACUCCUAUGAGCCGAAAAAACUUGAUCAUUUGGUAUUAAAAAAAAGAACCCUAAACUUGAUCAUUGGGUACUCUACCUGUA
Messenger RNA from Hibiscus syriacus, 1821 nucleotides. Its product is annotated as transcription factor UNE10-like. Gene Ontology annotation, molecular function: protein dimerization activity. Gene Ontology annotation, cellular component: nucleus. Lineage: Eukaryota; Viridiplantae; Streptophyta; Magnoliopsida; Malvales; Malvaceae. The coding region runs from base 224 to 1600 and encodes 458 amino acids. The transcript is spliced from 6 exons. The record is from RefSeq and is a predicted model, not a curated record.